Messenger RNA from Psilocybe cubensis, 2043 nucleotides. RefSeq lists its product as uncharacterized. The coding region runs from base 1 to 2043 and encodes 680 amino acids. The record is from RefSeq and is a predicted model, not a curated record. Lineage: Eukaryota; Fungi; Basidiomycota; Agaricomycetes; Agaricales; Agrocybaceae. The transcript is spliced from 16 exons.
AUGAUAUUCCUCCACAGACUUCGUGCAUAUCUGCUGUUGGCCAGUCUUAUAGCUUCGGCCACUGCUACUACUGCUGCCCGGGAUCCUUGUGCUGUUAUUGGGGGUCAGAAAUGGGUCGCUCCUAAGGACCUUCGAGCUUGCUUUACAUCAGUCAAAGUAGACCCAGUGAUAAAGGACAAUAUCAUCCAAGUCAUAAACAAAACACUUGGUUUCCACACAUCAGUUAACUACGAAUUCAAGGCUCCAGAACCAUUCACUGCUGAUGUUCACGAGGACCUCCUUGGAGAUCUGGCGCGCAUCCAGAAGCAAAACUAUCCAUCUGAUUACGACCUUCAUAUCGAUUUCUCGCGAACUCUGAAACGUUUGAACGAUGGUCAUUGUGUAUGGGUUAAUAACUGCUAUGUAACACUGUUUUUGAACUUUUUACCGACUCCUUUGGCCCUCUUGACCGAGGCUGACGGGUCACAGAAUGUGCAUAUCGCACCGGAGGCCUUUACGGUUGCAUCUGCUGAAUUCCCAGAUCAAAUAGAUGUGUGGCAAAAUGCAUUACCCGGUCCUUUGAAGGGAAAAUUAUCUACUCUUUCUGGGGCGAAAGUGUUGCAAAUCAACGGACAAGACCCUUUCGUGGCAGUUAAUGCCAACGCAUUGAUUACCGGAAGCUUUCAGGCUCUUGGAACGCGACAGAAUUCAUUUUUCUCAAGUUAUCAGCGAAGUACAACAGGAUGGAAUUAUGUCAUGGGGAAUUUUGCGCAACAGUCUCUGCCGCUGAGCGAUUCUGUUACUUUGACGAUUGUGAGGGUCAACCAUACUCUCCCAGAAGUGGUUGUGUUGCCAUAUAGGGCUCGCAUAGGCUCUGCCACCCAUAAUUUCACUGACACGGCUUCAUGGCGCGCUAACAACUGUGUCGCCAUUGAUGGUACGAACGGAGUAGACGCAUACGCCUCGUCAUCCACUACCAACUCCGUGAAUACACCUUUGAUCAAAUUCCAACAACAACCGCCUGUGCCUGCUGCAGUCUCGCGCAAGCGCGCUGUGAAUGUGAUGCUCGACACUUCCCCACCAUCCGACGUUGUCCUCCCUCCCGGUCUGCAGCCAUCAUUACCAGCUAUUAAUGGCAGCAGGAGUGUUUCACAGUUCUACAUGCUGAAGGAUGGCAAGACAGGUGUCAUGGCUCUCGGCAGCUUCUCAGAUUCGGAUUUCAACACCUUUUUGCUAGGAAUGCUCCAAGGACUGCUCUCCCUGAAGUCCUUAGGGGCAACACAAUUGAUCGUUGACGUUUCCAACAACGGAGGUGGAUUUAUCUGUGCAGCACAUUGGCUCCAUCGUAUAAUUGCAGGUCCCAAGUCAACGACUAUCCCCCAGGCAGGGCUAGACACGAAAGCUAGAGACGGACCCCUAGCUCAGCUUAUAGUCAAGCAAAUCGUUAACGCCAACGCAGACCCCCAAGAUCUCCUCAUGUACAACCCUGUUAACUGGGCAAAUGCCAGCAACAUUUUCUUUGCUCCCGGGACUGACUGGUUGCAGCCUCCCGUCAAUACAGUAAUCAACGGCCGUGCUGAUGCUUUUAGUCAACGCCUCGGAGAGGAGUGCUCCCCUGACAGUUUCCCUACUGCGCCACCAGAUCAAGCAUUGUUUGAUCCCAAAAAGGUCGUCAUUGUUUCGAACGGAAGAUGUGCUAGCUCGUGUUCCUUGUUUAGUGUCACCAUGAACAAGAAAGAAGGAUCAAAGACUGUCGUACUUGGAGGUAAAAAGGAUGUCCAGCAGCAAUACUGCGGCACUGUCGGCGGACAAUCCACCGAUUUCUCGACAAUGGACACAGAAGUUAAGACUACCCAUUUGAAGAACAACUCGUUGGCGCCACCAGACCUACUUGUAAAUGGAGUUCAAGGUAUUACGUGGAGGCUAGGCUUUGGAGUAAAUGACCCUACUCAACCAGAAGAAUGGCAAGCACGACCUGCCGAUUUGAACCUUCCGAUUACGGCUGAUAUCGUAAACAACCCCGUCGCGAUCUGGGAAAUCGUGGCGAAAAAGCUGUUGCAGUAA